Molecule: messenger RNA, 1392 nt
Organism: Castor canadensis (American beaver)
Lineage: Eukaryota; Metazoa; Chordata; Mammalia; Rodentia; Castoridae
Gene: Gmcl1
Product: germ cell-less 1, spermatogenesis associated
Biological process (GO): germ cell development
Cellular component (GO): nucleus
Molecular function (GO): protein binding
Source: RefSeq, a predicted model, not a curated record
AUGCGUCCGACGGCGCCCGCUUUGUUGCGAAAGCCAGGGGGCGAGGUUCUGCGGUCCCCACGCGCGGCGUGCCUAGACGCAGAGGGCGGGGCGGAAGAUGGAGGCGGUAGCGUCCGCUGCAACGGUUGGGGUUGUGCGAGAGGAGGUGGUCGUGUAGACACCUGGGCUGGGAGCAGCGUGGCGGCGGUCAGGCCAUGGCGUGUGACCCUCUCCUCUGGGCUCCCUGAAGUGUGCUCCCGGGGAACCGGGUCCCAUGGGCUCUCUGAGUAGCCGAGUGCUGCGCCACCCUGGGCGAGCCCGAGCCCAGGAGGAGACCGGUCCUGGGGUGGGGGGCUCGGCUCGGAGACCCGAGACUGGCGGCGAUGCGGCCGGCCACGGCUUCUGUUACUGCCCCGGCAGUCGCAAGCGCAAGCGUAGUAGCGGGGCCUUCUGCUACUGUCACCCCGACUCCGAGACAGAGGAGGAGGAGGAGGGAGACGAGCAGCAGCGGCUCCUCAACACCCCUCGAAGGAAAAAAUUAAAGAGUACAUCCAAAUAUAUUUAUCAAACAUUAUUUUUGAAUGGUGAAAACAGUGACAUUAAAAUAUGUGCUCUAGGAGAAGAGUGGAGCUUACACAAAAUAUAUUUAUGUCAGUCUGGCUAUUUUUCUAGCAUGUUCAGUGGUUCUUGGAAAGAAUCCAGCAUGAAUAUUAUUGAACUGGAAAUUCCUGACCAGAAUAUUGAUAUAGAAGCACUGCAGGUUGCAUUCGGAUCGCUGUAUCGAGAUGACGUCUUAAUAAAGCCCAGCCGAGUAGUGGCCAUUUUGGCAGCAGCUUGCAUGCUGCAGUUGGAUGGUUUAAUACAGCAGUGUGGUGAGACAAUGAAGGAAACAAUUAAUGUGAAAACUGUGUGUGGCUAUUACACAUCAGCAGGGACCUAUGGAUUAGAUUCUGUAAAGAAAAAGUGCCUUGAAUGGCUUCUAAACAAUUUGAUGACUCACCAGAAUGUUGAACUUUUCAAAGAACUCAGCAUAAAUGUCAUGAAACAGCUCAUUGGCUCAUCUAACUUAUUUGUGAUGCAAGUGGAGAUGGAUGUAUAUACCGCUCUAAAAAAGUGGAUGUUCCUUCAACUGGUGCCUUCUUGGAACGGAUCUUUAAAACAGCUUUUGACAGAAACAGAUGUUUGGUUUUCUAAGCGGAAAAAAGAUUUUGAAAGUAUGACCUUCCUUGAAACUGAGCAAGGAAAACCAUUCAUGUCAGUGUUCAGACAUUUAAGGUUACAGUAUAUUAUUAGUGAUCUGGCUUCUGCAAGGAUUAUUGAACAGGAUUCUCUAAUACCUUCAGAAUGGCUAUCUUCUGUGUAUAAACAGCAGUGGUUUGCUAUGCUCCGGGCAGAACAAGACAGUGAAGUGGG